CUCAGAUUCACCGCUCUCAUUGCAGGAUCUAGCAUUUCAAAGCUAUUAGACAUUGAAAGAUACUUCUUAAUGGUGUUUAGUCCAAGUUAUCUGCCAAUACCAGAGUUUCUGGAGUGAAAAUGGGCGCCGUCUCUUUACAGCACCUUGGUUUUGCACUAACACACCAGUGGAACGAAUUUAGUGGACCACAGAGACGCGUCGCGUUUCCAUCACCAAUUUACUCCGUACCAUGCACUUUCCUUUGUGCCAGCCUCGACCACUGCCAAUUUCGACUACACCAUCAUUCUUCCUGACAACAGACCUUCUGAGCGCCCUGCUGCCUGCUGCAAGAACAAUGAGCAUUUAACCAUCAGAUAAGAAACAUUGGGGCGUUCAAUUUAUCGUGGAAGUUUAAAUGCCUUCUUCUGCCGGCCUCGAAAAGCCUGACCAGAACCCCGACAGCGAACCACUCUUUGGUGAUGGCGGGCCACCGCGCGGUUCGAACGCUGAUUCCGACCCCUUUAGAUUCCUUCAAUUGAGGGGCGGAGAUGGUUCACGCACCUUCGAUCAAGAUGAGGAUGAGAAUGAGGCCUCAUCUGACUACGACAUGGUUCAGCCCCCAGCCCGGCAACCAGCUCUAUCCCGGCUAGGAAAUAGCGUCUCGAGUUCUGAGUUUCAGCCUGGCUCCAUCGUCCGCGUCAAGGUCCGGAACUUUGUAACCUACGAGGAGGCCGAGUUUUUUCUCGGCCCGAACCUGAACAUGGUCAUCGGACCCAAUGGCACGGGAAAGAGCUCUCUCGUUUGCGCCAUAUGCCUAGGGCUAGGGUAUUCAUCGAGUGUUCUGGGUCGGGCUAGCGCGUUUGGGGAAUUCGUCAAGCACGGUAAGGACGAAGCCGAAAUCGAGGUGGAGCUGCAAAAGAAACCCGAGGACGCCGAAAACUAUGUUGUCGGCCUCUGCAUUAAACGAGAGGACAACAGCAGGAAGUUCACGCUAAACGGACAGAGGGUUCCGCACAAGGAGGUACAGAAGCUUAUGCGGUCACUCCGAAUCCAAAUCGACAACCUGUGUCAGUUCCUCCCUCAGGACAAGGUUGCAGAAUUUGCCGGGCUCAGUCCUGUUGAGCUUCUGGAGAAGACUCUCCAUGCGGCUGCGCCUGAAGAGAUGAUUGACUGGCAGCUCCAAUUGAAAGAAGACUACAAACUGCAGAGAGACUUGCAAAAGAACGCCGAGAAGAUACGCGAAGAAUUGCGGAAGAUGGAGGCUCGCCAGCAAGUCCUCCAGGCGGACGUCGAGAAGCUCCGCGAGAGGAAAGCGAUCCAGGAGGAGAUUGAGCACCUGACCAAGCUGCGGGUGGUGGUGAGAUACAAAGAAUCUCGAGAGAAUCUCAAGGCAGCAAAGAGGCGGAAAACCGAAGCGGAGCGUUUUCUCAAAAGGUUGCAAGACAGCGUUGCUCCUGCGCUUCAAGCGGUCAACAAGAAGCAGGAGUAUCACUCCAAGAUCAAGUCCGUCCUUAAUAACAGACAGCAGCGCCUGCAGGCCGCCCAAGCCGCUGCUGAUUCGGCGGUUGGCCAAGUUGAGGCUGCCGAAUCGAAAUGUCAAGAAUUGUCAACCAAGAAAGAGGCAGAGAAGGGCACGUUUGCUACCAAAAGGAAGGAGCUGAGCCGUCUUCGAAAGACAAUCACCGAUCUGGAGGCGUCAUAUCGACAGGCUCCGAAAGAGUUUGACGCGGCGGAUUGGAACAGGAGAAUUCGAGAACAAGAACAUCAGCUCCGCGACGCGGAAAGGAACGCUAAAGAGAUUGAUGAUGAAUGGACUCAACUGCGGAACCAAGGGCACGAGAAUCGUAACAAGAUUGGAAGAUUGAGGAGCAGUCUGGAAGGGCUAGAAUCCCAACGAGGCCAACUCCUGACCCAGUUGAAGAGGUUCAACGCUGAUGCAGCCAAGGGUUGGGAAUGGCUGGCCGAAAAUCAAGAAGGGUUUCGGCAGGAAGUCUUCGGGCCUCCUAUGCUAUCAUGCUCUGUCAAGAAUUCUGCCUACACCGACCUCGUUCAGUCGAUGCUGCAACAAGACGACUUUCUAUGUUUUACAGCGCAAAAUAAGGACGAUCACAAAAAGUUGAGCGACCAAUUUUACGGCAAGAUGGGUCUAUCUGUCACGAUCCGCACCUGCUUCACUCCAUAUAGCUCAUUCAAGUCGCCUCUCCCCAAGGAGCAGUUGGAGAGCCUUGGUUUUGACGGCUAUGUCAAGGACUAUCUUGAAGGGCCGGAGCCGGUACUUGCCAUGCUCUGUUCCGAGAAGAAACUGCACACAUCCGCGGUCGCGCUGAAAGAUAUAUCAGACGAGCAGUUCGAACGCAUCCAGCAAAUGGAGCAUCCAUCCCAGUUUGCUGCUGGGAAGACACUCUAUCGCAUCAUACGCAGGCGAGAAUACGGCCCCUCGGCUGUAUCUACGCGCGUGCAGCAGGUCGGCAAAGGCCGGUUCUGGACCGACCAGCCGGUGGACGCGGCCGAAAGGGAAGCAAUCGAACGUCAGAUCCAGGAACUGGAGAGGCAGAGAGCAGAAUUAACCAAGAGAUACAACGCCGUGAACAUGCGAAAGACGGAAGUACGAGAGGAAAUUGAGGAGAUGGAAAAGAAGAAAAGGGCUUUGGAGAAAGCAAAGCAUGAGCUUCAGAAACAGUUCAUGAUGUGGCAGUCCCUUCCGAACAAGAUAGAGUCCGAAAAGAGGUCGCUGCAGCAGACGGAAGAGGCCAUGUCCGAACUCAGGGGCAAGAUAUCGGAACUGGACAAGCUUCAUGACCAGGAAGUUCUGGAUAAAGCCAGAGCUGUUCUUCACCAUCACAAACAGAUUGACGGCAUUCGAAAUGCGCGCCAAGCACUAUUGGAAGCCCAGGUUCUCCUGUUGGAGGCGGAGUCUGACGUGGCGAUACUCAAAGACAGGAACUCGGAGAUCACGCAACAGCUCGAGGAGGGCAAAAGGUCGCUGCAAGAGAUUACGCGUGAAGUGGCGGAGCUGCGAGAGGCUACGGUCCAGGCGUUGAAAGAGGCCGAGAGCGUCAUGGCUCCAGAAAAAGACGAUUCACUGUCGGUCAAAGCCGUAGGGCAGACGGUUGAGUUAGUCGACCAAGCGAUUUCGGUGGAGAGAGCAAAACUCGAGGUCAUCCACGCUAGUAACCCGGCUGCCCUCGAAGAGUAUGAGCGCUAUGCAGCCAAGAUCGAGAGAGAGCGAGCCAAUCAGGCGAACCAGGAGAGCAAGCUCGCCGAGCUCAACGAAAGGAUUAAGCACAUCAAGGGGCAGUGGGAACCCAGGCUGGACAGGCUUGUGGGCCAGAUCAACGAGGCUUUCAGCUACAACUUUGAGCAAAUCAGUUGUGCCGGGGAGGUAGGGGUGCACAAGGACGAAGAUUUUGACAAAUGGGCCAUCGAAGUCAAAGUCAAAUUCCGCGAGAACGAGACGCUCCAACGGCUCGACCAGCACCGGCAGUCUGGCGGCGAGAGGGCAGUCUCGACCAUCUUUUACCUGAUGGCUCUCCAAUCUAUGGCCCAGGCACCGUUCCGGGUGGUUGAUGAAAUCAACCAAGGUAUGGAUCCGAGGAACGAGCGCAUGGUACACGAGCGGAUGGUUGAGGUUGCGUGCCGCGAGCACACGAGCCAGUACUUCCUCAUCACGCCCAAGUUGUUGUCGGGCUUGCGAUACGACGAGCGCAUGCGCGUGCACACAAUUGUCAGCGGCGAGCACGUCGACGAAAAGGGCACCGAGAUGAUGAACUUUGCAAAUUUUGUGAAGAUACAGCGGAGGUUGACGGGGCGUUGAUAGGAGAGAUGGAAAAGGGAUCUCAUCUUUUGCGCUUCAGGGUAACAUUGUACGACGGGAUGAUUGAUGAUACUGUAGACACCAGCCACUCACUGCCCAGCAAUAUUGGCAACAGAUUCGUCGUACCUUUGAUAGAUACAAUACGUUAAUUACCAGCAGUCCAACGGUCGUCAGGGCUUCUAUGCGCAUCAGCCACAGCUCUUGCAACAACCGGCUUGUCUUUCACCC
Messenger RNA from Canariomyces notabilis, 4021 nucleotides. RefSeq names its product SMC5-like protein. The record is from RefSeq and is a predicted model, not a curated record. Lineage: Eukaryota; Fungi; Ascomycota; Sordariomycetes; Sordariales; Chaetomiaceae. The transcript has 5 exons. Gene Ontology annotation, biological process: double-strand break repair via homologous recombination. Gene Ontology annotation, cellular component: nucleus; Smc5-Smc6 complex. The coding region runs from base 395 to 3793 and encodes 1132 amino acids. Gene Ontology annotation, molecular function: single-stranded DNA binding; ATP hydrolysis activity; ATP binding.